AUGAGUUCACAUCCACACCCACCUCCCACAGCCCCAAGACCCCACGGUCAUCGCGGCGGCCACGGCGGCCGAGGUCGCGGUCAAGGUCGAGGCCGUGCCCGUGGUGGCGGCGGCGGCGGAGGCCCAUCACAUCCACGUCCCGGACAAUCAGCCUUUGCAGCAACAAACGGACCGAACCCCGUACCCCGCCACUCAGCAAUCCACACAAACACUCAUGUUUCAAUAGUUCUCAAAGAAGACCAACCUACCGGCCGACAAGUUACGGGACUUGUAGCUGAUGUAUUGACACGUGGGGAUCAUCAUCGGGGUGUCAAAGUACGGUUGAAAGAUGGGAGGGUGGGGAGGGUACAGAGAGUUCUACACGGGGUUCCGGAUAGUAGUAGUACAAUUCAGAGUGGAAGUGCUGGUGGUGGACAACUUGAUGGUGCUACUGCUAUGGAGGAGGGUUCAGGUGGUUUUCAAAACGUAAAUUUGGGUGAUAGAGGAGGUAGUGGAGGGAAUAGGAGCAAUUAUAGAGGUGGGAGGGGCAGAGGUAGAGGUGGGUUUAGACCAUACAAUGUAUCAUCAGCUAGGGGUGAAGACGGAAACGAAAGAAGCGAGGCUACAUACGACUUAACAGCAUUUAUACGGGGUGGGAGGAGGGGUGGGAGAUAUAGAAACCAACGGGGAGGGCGAGGAUUUGGGAAUACAGACGCUGGCGGAUCUGGUGGGCGCUGGGAGGAACUGGAGUUAUCGCCACUAGAUUCGGAUGAGUUUUUGGAGAAUAGUCCAAGUAACGAUCCCAUCAUACGGUGCCCUGUUUGCAGCGACUUUGAAGGGGACGAAACGGCGGUAUCACAUCAUGUUGAGGCUCACUUCAGAUAG
This is a messenger RNA of Orbilia oligospora ATCC 24927, 864 nucleotides long. RefSeq lists its product as uncharacterized. The record is from RefSeq and is a predicted model, not a curated record. Lineage: Eukaryota; Fungi; Ascomycota; Orbiliomycetes; Orbiliales; Orbiliaceae. Bases 1 to 864 code for a protein of 287 amino acids. The transcript has a single exon.